AUGCGUUUGCAUGCUCUCUCUCCCCCCUCCCCCACUCGUUGGUUUCGCACCUGCAGUAGCAAAAAGGUGUGCAAUGUGGCCCCACUGGCUGGGGAGACCAAAGUAUGGCAGUAUGUCAAUUUGAUGAAGUCCAUAUUCCUCAUAGACUGUCCUGGUGUUGUUUAUCCGGACGGUGCAACCGAAGCAGAACUCGUGAUGAAAGGCGUCGUACGUGUUGAGUAUCUCCAUCAACCAGACCUGUACAUCGGUGAUGUAUUAGCUCGGGUUCGCCCAGACUAUUUGCAAACUCGCUAUCGACUUCCGCCAUUGCCAGCCUCGUCGGACAAACCGGAGGAAUCGUCGGAAGCAGUAACGCCUGCAGCAACCGUUGAAAACGUUCCGGUAAAUGACGUCACUCCAUCAACAUCGAAACAAGCUUGGGACAAAGAUCCAGAGUUAUUUUUGGAGUUAGUAUCCCGAAAUACUGGCAAAUUGCUCAAGGGUGGUGAGCCUGAUCUGAUGACCACCGCGAAACGCGUACUGAAUGACUUUCAGCGGGGCAAGUUGCCCUAUUUCGUGAAACCACCCGCUCCAUCAGACGAGGUGAAUGAAAGAGAAGAAGCGGAAUUCGCAGAAGAACUUGAUUUGUCUGUUGAUGAGGCGGAACAGGAAAGCCGUGCUGAAACCGCGAACCAGUUAGCACUGAAAGCGCUCGCCGCCGAGGAUGAGGCCGGUAUGCAACCGAUGGAACAAGAAACGGAAUCGGUAAGUACCUUGGUCGCUUAUUUGGUCUUAUGUGCAUGA
Molecule: messenger RNA, 783 nt
Organism: Echinostoma caproni
Lineage: Eukaryota; Metazoa; Platyhelminthes; Trematoda; Plagiorchiida; Echinostomatidae
Source: the annotation of a GenBank genome assembly